GCGAGUGCGCCUGCGCGGAGCCCGAACUCGGUCGCAACCUCUCGGCGGCCGCUGCUCCUGAAGAGCCGGAGCGCUAGCCCGAGCCGGGACCGGCUGAGGCGGCUGCGAGGCGGCUCCGCCCCGGGGCUCCAUUGUUGCGGCGGCGGCGGCGGCGGCUCUGCCGGCUGCUCGGCUCCGCCUGGCUCGGCCAGGGCGGCCUCCGACUAGGAGCGAUCGCUGCCCCAGAGGCGGCCUGAGCAAUGGAAGAGUUAAUAGUUGAACUUCGUCUCUUUCUUGAACUCCUGGACCACGAGUAUCUCACCUCAACUGUCAGGGAGAAAAAGGCAGUCAUCACAGACAUCCUGCUGAGGAUACAGUCGUCCACAGGUUUUGAAGUGAAGGAUCAUGCCACAAAGCUGGAGACCCCCAGCAGCCUGCCAGCCCCUCCCCAGAUGCCUUUGCCCGAGAUUCCACAGCCGUGGCUGCCACCCGACAACGGGCCGCCACCGCUCCCAACGUCCUCUCUCCCGGAAGGCUACUACGAGGAGGCCGUGCCCCUGAGUCCUGGGAAAGCUCCAGAGUACAUCACCUCAAAUUAUGACUCUGAUGCGAUGAGUAGCUCUUACGAAUCAUACGAUGAGGAAGAGGAGGAUGGGAAGGGGAAGAAGACGCGGCACCAGUGGCCUUCGGAGGAAGCCUCCAUGGACCUGGUGAAGGACGCCAAGAUCUGUGCCUUCCUCCUGCGGAAGAAGCGCUUCGGGCAGUGGGCUAAGUUACUCUGCGUCAUCAAAGACACCAAACUGCUGUGCUACAAAAGUUCCAAGGACCAGCAACCCCAGAUGGAACUGCCGCUCCAAGGUUGCAACAUUACAUAUAUCCCGAAAGACAGCAAAAAGAAGAAGCAUGAGCUGAAAAUCACCCAGCAGGGCACAGACCCACUUGUUCUUGCCGUCCAGAGUAAGGAGCAGGCUGAACAGUGGCUGAAGGUGGUCAGGGAGAUCUGCAGUGGCUGCAGCGGGCCCGCCGAGCCGGAGUGCCCUCCCCCGGCGAGCUCCCCGGUGCACAAGGUGGAGCUGGAGAAGAAACUGUCUUCAGAGAGACCAAGUUCAGAUGGUGAGGGUGUUGCCGAAAAUGGAAUUGCUAUGUGUAAUGGAAAAGAACAAGUCAAGAGGAAAAAAAGUUCCAAAUCAGAGGCCAAGGGAACCGUGUCUAAAGUCACUGGGAAAAAAAUCACCAAGAUCAUCGGUUUGGGAAAGAAAAAGCCGUCGACGGAUGAGCAGACCUCCUCGGCAGAGGAAGACGUGCCGACGUGCGGCUACCUGAACGUGCUCUCCAACAGCCGCUGGCGGGAGCGCUGGUGCCGCGUCAAGGACAACAAGCUCAUCCUGCAUAAGGACAGGGCCGACCUGAAGAUGCACAUCGCCUCCAUCCCGCUGCGCGGCUGCGAGGUCAUCCCGGGCCUGGACUCCAAGCACCCCCUGACCUUCCGGCUGCUUCGCAACGGCCAGGAGGUGGCCGUGCUGGAGGCAUCUUCUUCUGAAGACAUGGGAAGAUGGAUUGGGAUUUUGCUGGCUGAGACGGGGUCCUCGACAGACCCCGGGGCCCUGCACUAUGACUAUAUAGACGUGGAGAUGUCCGCGAACGUCAUUCAGACGGCCAAGCAAACCUUCUGCUUCAUGAACCGGCGUGUUCUGUCCACUAACCCCUACGUGGGGAGCACCUCCAACGGCUACGCGCACCCCAGCGGGACGGCGCUUCACUACGAUGACGUCCCCUGCAUCAGCGGCUCGUCGAAGGGUAAGAAGCCCCCCAUGGCCUCCAAUGGCGUCAUGGGCAAAGGCAAGGCUCCGAGCGGGCAGCAGAAAAAGCCUGACUCGGCGGCUGGCGUGAAGCGGACGCCUUCAAAUGCCGACCAGUACAAAUAUGGCAAGAACCGGGUGGAGGCAGAUGCCAAGCGGCUGCAGGCCAAAGAGGAGGAGCUGCUGAAGAGGCGGGAGGGCCUGCGAGACAGGCUGGCCCAGCUGCGCAAGGAGAGGAAGGGGCUGAGGGCAGCCAUCGAAGUGAACACCGGCAGGAAGACCCAGGUAGUCCUGGAAGAGAAGCUGAAGAAGCUGGAGGAGGAGUGUAAGCAGAAGGAGACGGAGCGCGUCAACCUGGAGCUGGAGCUGACAGAGGUCAAGGAGAGCCUCAAGAAGGCGCUGGCCGGCGGCAUCACCCUCGGGCUGGCCAUUGAGCCCCGCUCAGGGACAUCCAGCCCGCAGUCUCCAGUUUUCAGGCAUCGGACUCUGGAGAACUCACCCAUGUCCAGCUGUGAGACCAGCGAUGCAGAGGGCCCGCUGCCCGUGAACAGUGCGGCCGUCCUGAAGAAGAGCCGGCCGGCCCCUGGCAACUCGCCCUGCCGCGGCCACGUGCUACGGAAAGCCAAGGGGAUCUUCCCGACCCAGGGUUUGAACCCGGGUCUCUCGCCUUGCAGGCAGACUCUUUACCAUCUGAGCCAUCAGGGAAGCCUGUUUACCCGGAGCCCACCUGAAAAGCCUGGAUUUCUCGCAAAGCCGGCUGUCUGGUCUGCGAGCUGCCACCUGGCUCCCAACGCUCAGGUUCAUCCUCCGUAGUUGAUACGGCGGGUGGGGGCGCGUCUCGCCCAUACCUGUGGCCCCGACCCCAGGAAAUCCAGGCAGGAAGUGCGGAGCCCAUCUCCCCAGCGAUGCUCCCCCUGUUCUCCCAUCCACGCAGGAGGCUGGACCACAUGGCGUCAUAUGAAGCUGAGUUCCCAUAAACUGUGAGCCACUAUAGAUUCCCGCUGCCUUGCGGUCAAGUGAGCAUUCUCCAUCGUGGCUGUCCGGCUCCUCUGAUUGGUAGCCGGCUUUGUCCAAGAGGACAGUCAGGCUCCGAUCAUUACUGACUGAGAAGGGAGAAGGUGAUCUUAGCCUGGCGCAGGUGGGCGGAGUCAACCAGCUGUGGGCCGGUUGGCAGCAGUCGCCGCGACCAUCUCUGUGGGUGGCACCCGAGGACAGCGGUUGGUACCAGAGGCAGGAUUUGGGCCCUGGUCUUCAGACUCCUGGUGUACGUAUUUCCUGCCUAAAAAAACCCACGUUUUUAAAUUCACUUUCACAACCAUAAGCCUUUUAAAGAGAACGGAGGAUUCAACCCUGUCUCGUUCCCCGCAGCCACGUAAAACGGGCGCCGUGGGGGUCAAAGCCACCAGCGUCAGGCUGUGUGAUGUCAUGCGUUUCCCUCGACAUCUUAGAUUCAAUCAGAAAGUUAAGGCAUUUGCUUCAAAAUAAGUUAUUUAUUUGUAUAUGUUCAGUAAGUAUAGUUUUUAAUUUAUAUCUGUACAUAUUAGACACACCGUGGACAUCCUGUCAGAAUCCUGGCAGUGACAGCGAUCUCUGUAGCCCACCCGAAAUGCGCCCCAGGGGGCUGCCCCCUCGCCCCAGGGGAGACCAGGAGGCAGUGGUGACGGAGCCAGCUCGGGGGAGAGGCAGCCGGCCUGGACCCUUGCUCUGGGGUGCAGGCCCCCAUCCCCUGGGAGCAGCGGAUCCUUGGGCCACGUCCCCAUCCCUCCGACAGACGGUCGUGAUCACAGGGUGCUGGCCAAAUAGGAUCCUGACCGAAAUGAGAUGAACGUGGUGGCCGGACCAGAGCCCUGGCGUGAGACAGUCGCCUCCCCGGGGUCUCGAGGUCCUUCCCUUAGGACGGGGCGACCGUCAGCCUCUCUGGCUUGUGUUCCUGGCUCUGUUUUGGCAAGGGUUCAUCCACCUUGAAAAUCCCCUCAUUUUCACAUUUUUAUGAAGUGAAGUGAAAGUCGCUCAGUCGUGUCUGACUCUUUGUGACCCCAUGGACUAUACAGUCCAUAGGAUUCUCCAGGCCAGAAUCCUGGAGUGGGGCAGCCUUUCCCUUCUCCAGGGGAUCUUAACCCAGGGAUGGAACCCAGGUCUCCCAUAUUGCAGGUGGAUUCUUUACCAGCUGAGCCACCAGGGAAGCCCAAGGAUACUGGAGUGGGUAGCCUACACUACAUUUUUAUAGUGUUUUUCAUUCAUUCACCAACCUUUUGCACAGACAUAGAGGGCACGCCACGUCACCCUCGACGUGGGCUCAGGAAGGGGAGAGGACUGCCCCUCCCAGGCCACCGAGAGCUGAGCAGGGCCAGUCUGGGGGUCCGAGGCGCCAACAGCCCCCCGCCUCCCGAGAGCCGCCUGCGGGAGCCUGCCGGGGCCGGGGUGCCUGCACGCGCGUCUCCCCAGGCUCUUCUCCCAGGGACUGUGUAGAACCAGUCGUGGCCCUCGGUCCACACACCUUGGCUUUGUCCAGCUGGACCGUCCCCUUGUCCACCUCCCUGGUCCCUCAGCUAGUUUGGGGUGUUUUCGUGAAAACCCACGAUGACCCUGAUGGGCUGGAGACGUGCCAACUUGGAAAAAUCUGUCACAGAAAGUGAAAGGUGUGUGUCCUGGCCCUGGAGGCCGGCCCCCAGUGAGGGGUUCAGGCUGCUGUUCACUGAGACAGGCUGCUGGGUUUGCAUUUCCCAGGGGAGAGCGCAGGGCUGAAGCUGGGCUGGGCGUGAGGGUGGUGGGCAGAACGCUGUUGUUUGCGGCCCCAGCCUUUCUUUCCCGAAGAAUGAGUGUCAUGUCAGCGCCCUCUUUGGAAGGAAAUGAAAACUUUGCCCAUGGGCAGCCUUCUCUGAUUAUUCACCAGCGUCUGUCCUGGGACUGGAGCCUUCGCAGCCUGGCCCAGGGGCGGGCACUCGGGCAGGGCCUUCCCUGUGUGUCUGUGCCCCAGCUGGGCCGCUCCGCCCAGCGACGCCUCCUCUAGGAGCCAGCAGGACGCCCGGGCGUCUCCACCUCCACUCAGCAACACUUCAGUAUUAAACUGUUGCCUUCCUCUUUUUUUUUUUUUUUCCCCUAAAUUAAGGUUUUUAACGGAAAAAUAAUAAUUUCAGACCAUGGCAUAGUUUUAAAGAGGGUAUUUUGUUGUUCUUGUCCUUACUGUCUUAUUAUUAUCCCCAUGAUGGACUGGGUUGAUACUGUGAAAUAAACUAGAAAUAAAUUAACAUUUUCAUGCCCCUCCCCAACACACACACACAUACAUACUACACACGGCUCAGCAUCCCAGUAACAGAAGCAGCCUCUUGGUGGGCCCCGAGCCCUAGCAGGACUGUCUGUCCUGUGUCCUUGGUGAAGACGAGAGAGCUUCACGCGCAGGGAAUGUUGGCCUCAUGUGCACCCCAUCUUUUGUGAAAUAACUCAGUUAUGUCCUUCCAGAUAAACCCAGCUUGACAGCAGACAAGCAUCACCAGGUGUUUCUAUUUGUUGCCACGGAAGAAACUCUCCAGAUGGAAUCAUCAGAUCAUAGUUCUUAGGGACCAGAGGUGUUUUUAAUAAGAUAAUCUUUGAUUUUUUUUUUCUAAAAAGAAAGGAAACACUAACUUUAAACUUUUAACAUUAACUUUUAAAUUAUACGUGUUCAGCGUUAAUUGACCAUGGCUGUGAGUUGUAAAAUGUUUUCAUAUUAAGAAUGUAAUUAUUUCCUUAUUGUAUUUUUUAAAAGCUAAAGUCAUAUUUAAAAUUCUCUUUGAAACAGGCAAGAAACGGGAAAGGUUUUUUUAAUUAAAUAUGUUGGCAAUGUCCAUUUUAAAUAACUGUAAAUAUAUUUUCACUGUUUCACCAUGUAUUUAAUUCAUAAAGUAAAAAAAGAAAAAUUUAUCAGAAGAGACUCGCAUUGGAAAUACUCAUUUUCAGUCCAUUUGCCCAAUUUUGUAAUAGCUUCACUUGACUUUUCUGCUUUGCUAUGGAUUUUCUACAGUUUUACACGGUGUAGCCCACAGACUGGCGCCCUCGGGCGUGCCAUCUUUGUGUAUUGCUAAUAAACUCGGCUCUCCCAAUCCA
This is a messenger RNA of Capra hircus (goat), 5861 nucleotides long. It is a transcript of the gene AFAP1, whose product is annotated as actin filament associated protein 1. The record is from RefSeq and is a predicted model, not a curated record. Gene Ontology annotation, molecular function: SH3 domain binding; SH2 domain binding. Bases 240 to 2591 code for a protein of 783 amino acids. Lineage: Eukaryota; Metazoa; Chordata; Mammalia; Artiodactyla; Bovidae. Gene Ontology annotation, cellular component: cytosol. The transcript is spliced from 17 exons.